Striga asiatica is the source of this 1899-nucleotide messenger RNA. The record is from the annotation of a GenBank genome assembly. NCBI's taxonomy places the organism in Eukaryota, Viridiplantae, Streptophyta, Magnoliopsida, Lamiales, Orobanchaceae.
AUGGGUGACUGUACAGCUACAACAACAUCUGUAGUAGAAGAAAGGGAGGAAGAAGAUUUAGUUGCUUCUGUUGAAGAAAUUGUGAAAGCAUUAGAAUUGAAAAAGAAGCUUUCAGCUGAUGCCAAGAAGAUAUUGGCCAAUCUCGGUUCCCGAUUAAUCAGCAUUAGCCGAGCCGCCGAUGAAAGUGAAGAUGAAGAAGAGCCCGAAGAAGAAAAAAAACAACACGUCGACGUCGAACGCCAGCUGGACACGAUUCAGGACAAGAUCAUGUACUGGGAAAAGAAUCAUCAGUCCAUGAUAUGGGACUCCGGCCCUCAAGAAGCUCACGAGUAUCUCGAAUCCACCGACCAAAUUCGGAAAAUAAUCGAUGAAUUGGAUAAAUCGGAAAACGACUCGUUUUCCAGCAACUCACUGAUUCGGGCCCACGACUUGCUCCAGCUGUCGAUGUCCCGACUCGAGGACGAGUUCCGUCACCUUUUACUGCACAACAGACAGACUCUCGAGCCCGAGCACGUCUCGUUCCGCUCGAGCGAGGACGAAAACAUCGAUUCCUGCUCGAUUAUCUCCUCCGGCGACGACUCUGUCGACAGCACGCCGACGGGCCUCCGGGCCCACGACGAGUACGCCACAAUCGAGCUCAUUCGCCCGGAAGCAAUCUCCGACCUCCGAAGCAUCGCGAAUUCGAUGUUCGACUCGAGCUACGGCCGUGAGUGCGUCCAGGCGUUCGCGAGCGCUCGGAAAGACGACGACUGCCUCUCCGCGCUCGGUUUCGAGAGGCUCGGCGUCGAGGACGUCCUGAAGAUGGAGUGGGGCGCCCUCGACUCGAGGAUCCGCCGUUGGGUCCGCGCGUCGAAGCUCUUCGUCCGCGUCCACCUGGCGGCCGAGCGGGCCCUGGCCGACCGGGUCCUCGGGCCCGCCGGGCCCGCCUGCUUCUCCGAGUCGGCCCGGCCCGCUUUCCUCUCCCUGCUCGACUUUGCCGACGCCAUCGCCGCCAUCGGGCCCCACGGGCCUGAGAAGCUCAUUCGGAUCCUUGACAUGCGCGAGGCCCUUUCGGGCCUCGGCCCGGACUUGGAAACCCUCUUCGGUCACGGCCCGAAUGCUAUUCGGGCCGAGUGCGCGGACGUGCUAGCUCGGCUCGACGGGUGCCUUCGGGCCACUUUCCUCGAAUUCGAGACGGCCGUGGGGUCGAACGUCUCGUCGGGCCCGUUUCCCGGCGGUGGGGUCCACCCGCUCACGAAAUACGUCAUGAACUACAUGCUAACCCUAACGGACUACGACGAAACCCUAAACGAGGUCCUGCGGGACCCGCAAGGCCCGGAUCAAGAAGAUGGGUCGACAAUGGGUCGGCACUUUCGGGCCCUUACGUUGAUUCUCGAGCGGAAUCUGGAAGGGAAAUCGGGCCUGUACAGGGACGAGGCCCAACAGCACCUUUUCUUGAUGAACAACGUGCAUUACAUGGCGGAGAAAGUGAAGGGGUCGGAGCUGAGGAAAGUGUUCGGGGACGAUUGGAUAAGGAAGCACAACCGGCAGUUCCAACAGCACGCAGUGAAUUACGAGCGUGCCACGUGGAGCUCGAUUAUUGGUCUGCUGAAGGACGAGGGCUUGCAGAAUCCGGUUUCGAGAGGGGUUUUGAAGGAGAGGCUGCAGAGGUUUUACGGCUCGUUCGAGGAGGUUUACAAGAGCCAGACGGGUUGGUCGGUUAGGGACGGGCAGCUUAGGGAAGAUUUGAGGAUAUGGACUUCGCUUAAUGUGGUGCAGGCUUACAGGACUUUUGUGGGGAGGCAUAUGAAUCAUGUUAGUGAGAGGUAUGUGAAGUACACGGCAGAUGAUUUGGAGGAAUAUGUGCUUGAUCUUUUUGAAGGGUCACAGAAGUCUUUACAUGGGGGGCACAAGAGGUGA